Molecule: messenger RNA, 1598 nt
Organism: Folsomia candida
Lineage: Eukaryota; Metazoa; Arthropoda; Collembola; Entomobryomorpha; Isotomidae
Exons: 4
Coding region: 44-1294 (416 amino acids)
Source: RefSeq, a predicted model, not a curated record
CCGAAUCGGGACAUAUCCAAGUGAUAAAUUAUUCCGAUAAAAAAUGGAAAAUUCGAAUAAUUUUUAUAAUUGCAUAAUAACACUUUCACACUUUUUCAGCAAGUUGGAUUCUUACACGCCAAGUUGUGCCGCACCCGUGAGUCUGUUAGAAAGCGGGCUGUACGUCCCCAUCGCCCCGCUCGACGAUGACUACAAACUUCCCUACUGGUUCAACUCAACUUUGUGGAAUAUUGGACAAAAAUUCGCACAGAAAAAUAUUUUCUCCGUUUUUCUAAGUCCGAUUGCGGGAGCAUCGAUGUUUAUUACGAACAAGUUGAAAGAGCCAGUCGUCAUUGGGACUGGGAAAUCGGGAACGCCACACACCUCAAAUGUCCGCUACUUGGCUACCAUGCUGCAAAUGAAGUCCUGGUUUGAACAAGGUGUAAAGGCCAGUUCCAAAGGACAAAUUAGCGACCAUAUAAUUAAAAGUUUAACAAAAGUUCGAAGAAUACAUCGCGCCGUAAACAGACUGAAUGCAAGCAUGCUCUAUGGCGACAGUCCGCCCUAUUUAGACCCACAUAACACUGAAGCAUUCACGUACGACGCCGCAAUGUGGGACGCCUUCCAAAAAGACAUGGAUGCUUCAAACGUUCCCCAACAAUACCGCGAUUACCCAGAUCACGUGAAAUAUUACUCCCCAAAAACCGCGGGUCCAACAAUGAACCAACUUUUGUUUAGUUUGGUACAAUGGGCGUGUGGUUCAAUUCCAAUUUUAAUGCCGGAACGAUUUGGAAUUAGUGAUGCUACGGAAGAGGACUUGCUGGGUUAUAUGCAUCUUUGGGCCGUCUUAGGAAACGGGUUAGGAAUUGAGGAUCGUUACAAUGUCGGACUUCAGCCGAGCUUAUCUGCAGCGAAGAAACAUUACCAGGACAUUUUUAACAUUUAUUUCCUCCCAACAUUGUUCCAAGCUAAGCCGGAUGGGCAAAGGAUGUUGGAACAUUUUUACCGAGGAUUCGUCCGGAAUUUACUAGGUCAGACUGGUGACAGCAUAAUUUCUGUGCAUCAAAUUCUACUGCUAUCGAUUGAGGAUACAAUUGGAAUUCCAUGUCCGAGGGUGAAAGCCCAAUUGGGUAUCGUCCAGCGUGCAUUUAGAGUGCCGUUGAGUUACGUGACGCAAGCAUUGGGACGCCAAACACCUAGGACCAUAAUUAACGAGCUUAUCAAGCGGAGGUAUUUUAUUUCCGGAGCGAAGCGGUUUUUAAAUUUGAAUGCAAAUGAUCCGGCAGAAAUUGCGGAAAAAUCGUAUUACUUUUAGAUCUCAAAUGAAAACUUUUGUGCUUGUGUUAUUCACAAAUAUGUAUGUAAACAGAUGUGUAUGUAUGUAGUUAAGCUUAUUUAUGGGUGCUGAUAUGGGCCAGUACUUAUGUAGGUACAUAUGUAGAUAUCAAGUAUUAUAGGUUAAGAUUUUUUAAUUCAGGGACAAUUUUGUGCAUCGCUGGUUAGCUUUUAUUAAAAGGUAAAUUAUCUAUUACAAUUGUAUAUGUAGCAGAUAUUCCGCACCAUAAUUUACAUAUUAAGUAUCUGAAAAUUACAAGUUUUUUUUGGGAAAUGAAAAUUUU